GCUUGGACGCUAGCACUUCCCACAGCGAAUCACUUUACAAACCUGUUCUUCUUAUCUGCCUAGCCUCUACACAGUACAGCUCUGGACUCUCUGGUGACACUGUUUAUGUCUUGGUGUCAAGGCCAACUGCAGCUAGCCUAGCCCGUGCAUCUGCACAUGUAGCACUUCUACGGGAUCCACCAGAUUUUACAAGUCAAGAGUCUUGGGUUGCAGUGAAGUGAUGAUCCCCAACCUUGCACUACUUGCCAAAACUCAUCCUCUUGUUCCCUCGAGAGUCUCAGUAUUUGUCGCGACUAGCACACGAAGGACAUUUGCACUGUCCAGCUCGAGCUCCCCCGUUCAAAAAAGUAGGACAGUUUGCUACGGUAGAGUCAAUCAAACGUCCAGUUGCAAGCCAAAUUUUCAGUUCUCUCGUUUCGGACCUGACACCCACCGGUUUCUUUCUUCAGGAGUACAAGGAGCAAUGGGUGCGACCCAAGGAAAACCUGAAUCGGGCGAUGCAGCAGCAACUGCCUCUGCCGUGGCUGCUCAGCCAUCCGCCAACGCCGUGGAGGCCGUCGUUGCCAAAGUCGGAGAUUUGAAGGAUGGAGAAAUGAAGGAGGUUGAAGUUGGCUCCGGGAAAGCGUUGCUGGUGUACAGUGGUGGCGAAUACAGUGCCAUUGGGCACAAGUGCUCGCACUAUGGUGCGCCGCUGAUCAAGGGCUCUCUGUGCAACAAUCGAGUGCGAUGUCCAUGGCAUGGCGCCUGCUUCAACGUGAAAACUGGCGACAUUGAGGAUUUCCCGGGCCUGGACUCCGUGCCACGUUUCGGCGUGCGCAUUGACGGCGAGGACGUGGUGGUUAUCGCCGAGCCGAGCGCGCUGGCCAACUUCCGGCGCACGGCCGACAUGGCCGAACCGAAGAGCGAUGACGCGAGGGUGUUCGUUAUCGUGGGCGGUGGUGGCGCCGCCAUGUCGGCUGCAGAGUCGCUGCGUCAGGAGGGCUUUACCGGCCGCAUACUGAUGUUCAGCAAGGAGGAUAGCCUGCCGUACGACCGUCCCAAGCUCAGCAAGGCCCUCAGCAGCACGGCGGAAGCACUUGCGCUGCGCAACGCUGAUUUCUUCAAGCAGCACGGCAUCGAGUUUGCCGGCGGCAAGGAAGUGGUGUCGGUGGACGCGGCGGCCAGCACGGUGACGUUUGCCGACGGCGCCAGCCAGAGCUACGACAAGGUGCUGUUCGCCACGGGAGGCGCGCCGCGCGCCUGCACAUGCCCGGGCGCUGACCUGGAUGGCAUACACUUGCUGCGCACGGUGCCGGACGGAAACACCAUCGCCGCCUCCGUGGAAGGCAAGCAUCUCGUCGUCGUCGGCUCCUCGUUCAUCGGCAUGGAGGUGGCUGCUUGCUUGUGCAGCAAGGCGGCAUCGGUCACUGUGGUGGGGCGCUCGCCGAUACCGUUCGCUGCUGUCCUCGGCGAGAAGAUUGGGCUGGGCAUCAGGAAGAUGCACGAGGACAAGGGCGUCAAGUUCCAGCUGGGUACGACCGUGACCGAGUUCAAGGGUGAGGGUGGUCAUGUCACCAGCGCGGUCCUCGGCAACGGCCAGACUCUGCCGGCCGACAUAGUCGUGUGCGGCCUGGGCGUGACGCCCACCACUUCGUACCUGAAGGGCGUCGACGGCAUCACCUUCUCCGCGCACGGCUCCGUGCAGGUCGACAGCCGCAUGCACGCCGCGGGCGACAUCUAUGUGGCCGGCGACAUCGCUCACUUCCCACUGCCCAUCGCCAACGGGCACGUGACCAUCGGUCAUUGGCAGCUGGCCGCUCGCCUGGGCCGUGCAGCCGCUCAGGGCAUGCUGGACAAGACAGCCGCCGGAGCACCUCUGGAUACAGUGCCCUUCUUCUGGACGCAGAUGUUCGGUAAGAGCCUGCGCUACGCCGGUUAUGGGCACGGCCACGAUGACAUUGUCGUCGAGGGCGAUCCCGACGAGUUGAAGUUUGCCGCCGCCUACCUGAAGGGCGACAGCGUGAUUGCGGUGGCUGCCAUGGGUAUGGACCCGCUGGUGUCGCGUGCCGCCGACCACCUGCUGGCCGGCACCAUGCCGUCGGCAGCCGACGUCCGUGCUAACCCAGCGUCGCUGCUUGCCGCUUGAGAAGCCGCAGUGCGGCACUGAUUGUACUGCGGUAAGAGUCCUGUUUUCGCGUCGCCGCCCGGAUGCAGCCAUUGUUCGCUGAUGAUGGGUGUUGUGCACAGCCGCUCCAUACAGCGUGCCAGUAUCUUUUUUUUGUGACUGCAUGUUGCACAUGCGCGCGUACUGUGUUUGUUUUUCCCUGGAAGGAAUGCGUGACGGCGCGUGCUAGCAGUAAUCUGUCGCUGGCUGUUCGUCCGUGUCUUUGUUUUUAGUCAGGCGUCAUGGCAAUAGCAGCAGCAGCAAUCUUUAUCAGUCUUGCCGUUGUUGCUGCGCCAAGCCUUUUUCUCGGGGAUUGCCUUGAAUUUAGUUUGGACGUAUGCUUUCAGUAUUUGACUUUUUAAGCUUUGUCUUCUAUCCGACUUAGACAUCGGUUUCACUAGUAGUAUGGCUGUAACCAUUCUGUUUUCAAUGACGGAGCAGCCAUGAUUUGCGUUUUAAAGAUUGAUAUCCGAUACUAAGUCUUUUUUUUACAUUUCUUUAAUACUUCGGCUGUAUUUUGUAGGGCAUGGCAGUUCCUUCUGCACUAUAAACAUGUACCCUGA
This is a messenger RNA of Sycon ciliatum, 2706 nucleotides long. Its product is annotated as apoptosis-inducing factor 3-like. The transcript has a single exon. Gene Ontology annotation, molecular function: flavin adenine dinucleotide binding; oxidoreductase activity, acting on NAD(P)H; 2 iron, 2 sulfur cluster binding. The record is from RefSeq and is a predicted model, not a curated record. Gene Ontology annotation, cellular component: cytoplasm. Lineage: Eukaryota; Metazoa; Porifera; Calcarea; Leucosolenida; Sycettidae. Bases 221 to 2125 code for a protein of 634 amino acids.